Fraxinus pennsylvanica is the source of this 2271-nucleotide messenger RNA. The record is from the annotation of a GenBank genome assembly. NCBI's taxonomy places the organism in Eukaryota, Viridiplantae, Streptophyta, Magnoliopsida, Lamiales, Oleaceae.
AUGUUACUAUUGGUGGAGAAGAGUAAAGGGGUAAUAUCAGCUUCCAACUACUUGAUCGGGCUCGGAAGCUAUGACAUCACUGGGCCAGCGGCUGAUAUUAACAUGAUGGGUUAUGCUAAAACGUAUCAGACUACAUCUGGAAUUCACUUGAGGUUGCGAGCUCGUACAUUCAUAGUGGCAGAGCCACAAGGAAACCGGGUUGUGUUUGUGAAUCUUGAUGCUUGUAUGGCCUCACAACUCGUGACACUUAAAGUACUCAAGAGGUUGAAGGCAAGGUAUGGAAAUCUUUACACAAAAAACAAUGUUGCCAUUAGCGCCACUCAUACCCACGCUGGCCCAGGGGGUUAUCUUCAAUAUUUUGUAUAUCUUAUAACAUCCUUUGGUUUUGUGCGCCAAUCCUUUGAUGCCCUUGUUGAUGGCAUUGAGCAGAGCAUCAUACAAGCACAUGAUAAUCUUCGACCUGGAUCAAUAUAUGUGAAUAAAGGGGAGCUUUUAGAUGCUGGUGUUAAUCGCAGUCCAAGUGCUUAUCUCAAUAACCCUGCAGAAGAGCGCAAUAAAUACAAAUAUGAUGUUGAUAAAGAUAUGACCCUUUUGAAGUUUGUUGAUGAUGAAUGGGGUCCAGUAGGUAGCUUCAGUUGGUUUGCAGUACAUGGAACUUCUAUGAGCCGUACAAACCCGCUGAUAAGUGGGGACAACAAAGGAGCUGCUGCACGGUUUAUGGAGGACUGGUUUGAUCAGGAUUGUAGUGGAAGUAAACCUUCUGAUGCAUUCAAGGCUAAAGUGAACCCACCAAGAGUCUCAAACAUUAGUCCAUUUGUUUAUGAAAAUCAUUGUGAGUUACAUGAACUUAAUGCUUCUUUCCAAUCUUCUUCGAGCAAACCAGCAACCAGAUUUAAGAGCCUUGCAAGACGGGUACGGAGUACUCCCAGGCAAGCAGAUAGGCCUAUAUUUGUAUCUGCAUUUUGUCAGACGAAUUGUGGAGAUGUUAGCCCAAAUGUUCUCAAGGCCUUCUGCAUAGAUACAGGGUCACCUUGUGACUUCAAUCAUAGUACCUGUGGUGGGAAAAAUGAUUUAUGCUUUGGCCAAGGUCCUGGCACGGAUGAAUUUGAAAGUACACGUAUCAUUGGAGAUAGACAAUUUAAGAAAGCAGUGGAACUUUUUAAUAUAGCAUCCGAGCAAUUAAAGGGAAAGGUUGAUUUUCGCCAUACUUAUGUGGAUUUCUCCAAGCUUGAGGUGACAAUUUCUAAACAUGGAGGAGGUACCGAGGUUGUAAAAACCUGUCCUGCUGCAAUGGGGUUUUCAUUUGCUGCUGGGACAACUGAUGGACCUGGUUCUUUUGAUUUUAAGCAAGGAGAUGUCAAGGGGAAGGCAUUUUGGAGAUGGUUGUCCUACUUACUUAAAAAGCCAAACCAGGAACAAGUUGAUUGUCAACAUUCAAAGCCCAUUCUGUUUAAUACGGGUGAAAUGAAACUGCCUUACGAUUGGUCGCCUGCAAUACUUCCAGUUCAGAUUCUGAGGAUAGGGCAGCUGGUCAUUCUCUGUGUACCUGGAGAGGUUACAACAAUGGCUGGAAGACGGCUCCGAGAUGCCGUGAAAACAGUGCUCACAACUGAAGGUAGCAACGAAUUUGAUGGAAAUGUUCAUGUAGUGAUAGCUGGGUUCACUAAUGCAUACUCACAAUAUGUAACUACAUUUGAGGAGUACCAGAUACAGAGAUACGAGGGUGCCUCAACUCUAUAUGGCCCACAUACUCUCAAUGCCUAUAUUCAGGAGUUCAAGAAGCUUGCAACGUACCUUAUUAGCGGACAAUCAGUGCAAUCUGGUCCAGAACCCCAGGAUCUUCUAGGCAAGCAAAUAAGCUUAUUACCACCAGUUCUGCUGGAUGCAACUCCUCCAGGUGUAAAAUUUGGUGAUGUCAAAACGGAUGUACCCAAGAGCUCCACCUUUAACAGAGGCGACAAUGUGAUAGUCGUUUUCUGGUCAGCAUCCCCAAGAAAUGACCUUAUGACCGAAAGUACUUUUGCUCUCGUGGAGAUUCUUCAAGGGAAGGACUCAUGGGUUCCCGCUUAUGAUGAUGAUGAUUUCUGCCUUCGCUUUAUAUGGUCGAGACCUGCUAAACUUUGUCCUAUAAGUUAUGCAACUAUUGAAUGGAGAAUACCAGAAACAGCUGCUUCAGGUGUGUACAGAAUAAGUCAUUUUGGUUCUUCAAAGAGUCUUCUAGGGUCAAUUAAGCCUUUUACAGGUUCUUCGAAUGCUUUUGUUGUGACUUGA